Echinostoma caproni is the source of this 1290-nucleotide messenger RNA. The record is from the annotation of a GenBank genome assembly. NCBI's taxonomy places the organism in Eukaryota, Metazoa, Platyhelminthes, Trematoda, Plagiorchiida, Echinostomatidae.
AUGGUAGACUCUGCGGAAUUUGCACGUUGUUGUAUAUCGGAAAAUACACGCCCCAGUACAUCAGUAACACCGUUGACAAAAGAAUUACUCACUCAACUACUCCAGUCACCCCUGCUGAAACAGUCCUUUCAAGAUCCACGCGUUAUUCAACAAAUUUUGCAACAAAAUUAUGCGGCCCAACUAGCGGAAAACGUGGCUGGACGUCUGUCAACCGAGUCAAGUGGGCAGCUUCCGCUUCAAGCCCCUCGCCUAGACUGCGGCUCCACAAGUUCCCUACCCUCGUAUUUGUCCAUGAACUUUCCGCACCAACAAAGUGGAGAAAAAUCUGCCUCAAUCUCUCCGAAUCAGAUUAGUAACCCGCUCUAUUGUACCGAGAUCCCCUUACUUAGUCGCGAACCAUCAAUCACAUCUGGGGACUUUGGUCGGUCUCAGCUGGAAAUGAUCUCCCCAGCUGAAGCCGUCCAUGGAACAAGUAUCAACAUGAGCGAGAGUGUGGAACGAAAUCGCACAGAAAGUAGCAGUUGUCAGACUGAUUCCGGUGGGCGGAGUUUGCCUCUUGGGGCCACGGCUAAUGUAUGCGAGGAGCCGGAUUCGGCCUACUUGUCGCCCGUCACCAGCUCAUUCAUCUCGGUCACGGAACAAGAUCAAGGUUCACAACAAUCCAUUCCAUUCCAAGAAGAUAAACACUACUUACUUCGACCGCGUUUACGAGCCACGAAUCGUGAUCGUUUCCUCGUCCGAGUGAUCCGCGUCACGUAUCAAUGCUCGUGUCGAGUUAACCCGUCCUCGGAACAGGCCAAAGUUAUUGAUCCCAAGAAGACAGGCUGUCACAACAAGGAGUGUAAGAACAAAGAACCGAGAACUUAUGUUACAUUUCAAGCCCAACUGCCCAGCAUCAGUCUGUCGCUACGAUCCAGUGUGGCCGGUGUUUCGCUCAGUCCAGCAACCGGUUUGCGGCUCGGAUUUUCGUGUUCCUUAUCCAGUCAGGGUCCGGCUUUGCAGGAUUUUGCUAGCCCCAAGGUGGCAGAGAGGCUGGACGCAUGGGAACAAGCUGGAAAUAUGCCCGGAUUCCGUUGUCAAGUCCUCUCUGCAUUGCAUGACACUGUUGGGAUGAUGCUUCAACGAAUUCGAGAUGAAGGCGUGCAUGCCAUAAAACUGGACACCGACUACGUGUUCUAUCCGCCAGCGAAAGAACUACGAUUUGAUUCUGGGUCAUUACAGGAUCAAGAACAUCUCCGAAAUGCCACCGGAGAAAUGCAUUUCGCUAAUAUUGGUUCUAUGCUCCUAUAG